Pieris macdunnoughi is the source of this 2958-nucleotide messenger RNA. The record is from the annotation of a GenBank genome assembly. NCBI's taxonomy places the organism in Eukaryota, Metazoa, Arthropoda, Insecta, Lepidoptera, Pieridae.
AUGCAAUUGAUUUUCGAUAGUGAUACAGAUGCCAACAUUAGAAAAGUAAAUAUGGCCGUCAUUAAUUCUGAAAAUAUUAAUGAAAAAUUUUCCAGUGACAGAUUACUCGAUAAAUUUAGUCAAAACGAGAGUAUAGAAAAUCGCCAAGGAGAUGUUAAGAAAUUGGCUGAUUCUGAAGUCACCAGUAAAGAUAAUAAUAUAGACAACAACUCGGAUACGGGAAUUGAUUCGAUUAAAAACCAUGCUACAAUAGAAACAGUAUUUCAGGAUCAAACCGUAGAGAUAAAAAAUGAAGAAGACUCAAAAAAUAUUAUUCCUGGAAAGUUAGACAAUAACGAAAAGACAAAUUUAAAUACACAUUGUAAUGAAACCGCCAAAAAUAGCGAUCUUGAGCGUAAAUUACCAUCGGAAAUAACAGAAAAAGUUGAAACUGAAUGCAACGAGAAAGACAUUUUACGGGUGACUAUGUCGGAAAUAUGCAAUAAAAAAGAAACAGUCGGAACUGAUAUUAAAAAUACAUCUUCAUACUGUUCUAAAGAAGAAAUCGAUUGUAAUAAUGAAGAAAAUGCGGCCCCACUAAUAAGUUUAAACGAUAGCUCGGAAAAAAUGGAUGUUGAUGAAGAACAAGAAAGCAAUGCUGAUAUUUCUAAAACGAGUAUUGAAGUAAGUUCAGUUGAACACUCUUGCAAGGACCAUAUUGAAAAUAAAACGACGAGUGAGACAAAAAUCGAUUUAGGAAAUGAAUCGGUUGAUAACACAGCACUGCCGCAAAUCGAAGCCAUAUCGCCAAAUAAACUAAAUAAUCAUGUUACACAUGAUGCAGUAAAUAUUAAUAGUAAUGUAGAUUUAAUUGUAGAGAGUUCUAAUGUUAAACUAGAUAAGUCACCUAAAGAAGAAUUAGCAAAAUGCGAAACAUUGCUGCCUAUAGCCGUAAGCGAUAAAAAUAUUAAAGCAGACAUUACUCAAGCAACGAGUGAAACUAACGUAGAUCCAAACACUAUUGAAAUUAAUGAUGACAGUUCACAGGACGGUAUCAGUCAAAAGGAACCCUCAGUUAACAAUUCCACUACAGUUUCUCCAACAAAUAAAGAUAAUAAGCUAAAAGGAAAUAAUGUUGCAUCGCUUGGUAAAAAAAAUACUAAAGAGGAAAUUUCAAAUAGCAGCGUCAAAGAAUUGAGUAAUUUAAAUGAAAAAGACGAACCUGUUUGUAUAAGUAAGGAAGACAUCAACAACGUGAUUAAUAAACCCAAGAUAGAAGAAGAUAAAUCUUUAGAUAGUAAUGUACAAAGUAGGGCAUCUAUAGAACAUAAGGAAGAAAUUCAAGAAUCCCUUAAAAGUAAAUUGUCUAAUACAUUAGAUAUUUUUUCUGACGAUGAUGAUAAUCAAGUAAAUGGACAAAAUAAUGAUCUUCAAGAAACAAACAAACAAUGUAUUAAUGUGGAAGACGAUGAUGAUAUUUUAUUAAUUGAUGACGAAGACACCUCCAACGGAGAAAAAAAAAUCCUAGCAAAUAACUUAUCACUUAUACCUGCAAAGGAUGUUAAAGAAAUACUAGAAAAUAAUCAGGUUCAUGCUGAAGAGAAACUCGAACAGGAAACCAAUAAUGUGAUGAUUGAAAAAGAUAUGAAUGAAUUAGAUGUAAAGGAUGAAAAAAAUACAGCGGGAUCUGAUACAGAAAAGAUAAAAAACGAAACAGAGAUACCAUCUCCUCCUCCAAAUAAACCUCUGUUGCCUACAAACUUUUUGUCACUAUGCAAGAAAAACGUCUCUGAUAUGACUCGGAAUGAUUUAGAGGAAUUCUGUAUUAUGAAAAUAGUGGAAAGCGUAGUUGACAGGGGCAACAUAGGCGAAAUGAAAUCGCAAUUAAAGAAAAUGGCUUUGUCUUUAGAUGAACAUAGAAAUAAAAUUAAGUCGAUUACAAAACAAAAUCAAGAUCUCCAAGUAAUUUUAAGAUCGGUUCAGGAAGCAUGUCGAAAAAAUUCGUUAGUAACUCCAUUAAAAAUUACACGUUCUGUCGGUAUUCAAGUCGUGAUGGUCGAAAAGUCGAAGGAAAAAGCAACAGCUCCAAGUCAAAACAAUGCAGCAACAACUUCGCCAGCAAAGCCCGUACGCUCUCCAUCUCUACAGAACAAGUCAAAACAAAGUACAACAUCUUCACAAAAUAUACCAGUUCCAAGACUUGUUCCAGCAAAAAGUACACCUAGCAACAUAAUGCAAAAUCAGACUCCAAAUAAAGUGCCCAUCAAUGUACAACCCACGCCUGUAAUAAGGCCGGUAGUACCAAGACCAGAAAAAAGACCUCACACUAAAAGUCAAACAGGUUCUGAUACUGUUGACUUAACAGAUGACGAGCCUCCAAGCAAAGUAGUAACCAGACCUGGAAAUCAGGCUGUAAGGGUGAUAUCACCCCAAAACCUUAUGCCACCACAGCGGGCUCCAAUGGUGAAUAGUCCUAGAAAAGUAUACAUUCCAAUAGGUGGUGGCCAGGUUUCCAAUAUUCGUCCUACGCAGCAAGCUUAUAUGCUUAAAACUGUUAAUAAUCAAAAUGUGAGACAAAGAGUUCCUGGCGUGAGAAGGGUCCAUCCAGCGCCAUUACCUGAAAGUGGUAAACAGUACCAGGCACCUAGUUGGAAAGCAAUACCACCUGCACCAGAGAUAAAGCUGUCUAAAGUUGAAAACGGAAUAGUCAUAUCUUGGAAAUUAGAUAAUUAUAGAGAAGAUGUUCAUGAAAAUAUUGCCAGUUAUCAAAUAUACGCCUAUCAAGAAACGCCGUCUCCUCCUAGCACAAAUUUGUGGAAGAAAAUAGGAGAUGUAAAGGCUUUACCACUGCCAAUGGCAUGCACAUUGACACAAUUUGUACCAGGCUUCAAAUACUACUUUGCAGUUAGAGCAGUUGACGUCAGGUCGCGACAGGGAUCAUUUAGUCAUCCUGGCAACAUAAUGCUUUUGAACAAAUAA